Messenger RNA from Triplophysa rosa, 6522 nucleotides. RefSeq names its product PATJ crumbs cell polarity complex component (gene patj). The record is from RefSeq and is a predicted model, not a curated record. Gene Ontology annotation, molecular function: protein binding. Lineage: Eukaryota; Metazoa; Chordata; Actinopteri; Cypriniformes; Nemacheilidae. The transcript is spliced from 49 exons. Bases 276 to 6092 code for a protein of 1938 amino acids.
CUUAAAGCGGUACCGCACACUAUUCUCUUCACAGAUAGCAUGUAAAUUAAGUCUCUUAUAUUGAUCAUCUUUAAAGCGUUUGACUCCGCGUGUAGACUUAACGAAUGCGGGUGAGUCUCUCGAGCAGGUGAAGGGACACUUUCAAUCUCAGCCCCAAACCACACUUAAAAUGCUGGUGUGUGUUCAAUAAGGGAACUUAUAUCGACAGAGACUUGGUUUAACAGCAAGAGUCGACACAAGUAUUGUUUGGUCGAUCAGCACCAAAAGCAACAGCUAUGUAUGAGAACGUACCGACAGUGUCAGCUUCCGAGCGACAGCAGGUCCUUCAGGCCCUGGAAAGGCUGCAGUCCAAGCUCGUGCAGAGAGAGGAGUGGAGUCACAGCGAACAGCUCGGGAUGCUGAAGGAAGCCCUGCAGAGUCCUUUGUUCGGCCAUAUACUCACCCUGCAGCAUUCCGUCAAACAGCUUAAAGACCAGUUAAACAGCUUGCCUCCAGACACCUGCAGUGAGUUCAGUUUCUCUAAAAAGGGUCAGUUGAUCGUCAGCGCGAGUCGCCCGUCCAGCAGUCUCGGCUCUGUGGUGUCCAACGGUACGACCUCCACGAACGCAUCUACAGAGCAGCUGCAGAGGUGGAUCAAUGUAGCUGCAAAGGGAAGGAAAACGGAGAUCAUCAGCCUCCAGAAGCCAUUAUCUGGAGGCCUGGGCUUCAGCGUGGUGGGCCUGAGACCUGAGGGGGUGGGCAGUCAUGGUGUGUUUGUCAGACAGGUCCAGAAAGGAAGUGUCGCAGACAGGGAUGGACGACUGCAGGAGAAUGAUCAGAUUCUGGCAAUUAAUGGGAUUCCUCUGGAUCAAAGCGUGACGCAGCAGCAGGCUAUUGCUCUCCUCCAGCAGCAGAGGGAUCGCGUGGAGCUGGUGGUGGCCAGAGACACCGCCGCCAAACCGAGGCUCUCCACAUCUGGACUCAUUCAGGUGGACCAGUGGGGUCACGUAGAAGAGAUCGAAUUGGUGAACGAUGGGUCUGGAUUGGGCUUUGGGAUCGUCGGAGGCAAGACGUCCGGUAUGGUUGUCAGGACCGUGGUGCCGGAUAGCGUAGCCCAUAAGGACGGGAGGCUGACAACAGGCGAUCACAUUCUGCGCAUUGGUGAGACGUGGACUCAGGGUCUGGCCAGCGACCAGGUGAUCCAGGUGCUUCAGGCCUGCGGUAGCCGUGUGAGGAUGCUGAUUGCACGAGACCCUCUGGGGCCCGCCCAGUCUCCUCCACCACCCCCAGCUGCCCCAUCCACCGCUCCCGUCACCUCCCUGUCCCCUCCACCUCUACCCGCCACUGCCCCCGUCACCUCCCUGCCCACUCCACCUCCCGUGCCAGCCCACCGGGGCAGCAAAACGCCCAAUCUGGAGGGCUACGAAAUCCACGAAGUGGCUUUAAAAAAGAAAGAAGGCCAGAGCCUCGGGAUCUCUAUCAUCGGUUAUAACGCCUUAACCAAUGAAGAUGCUGUGGGGGUCUUCAUAAAGAACAUCAUCCUGGGCAGCGCUGCUGAGCAAAGCGGGAAAAUCCAUGUCCACGACAGGAUAAUAGCGUUGGAUGGAGUGAACCUCCAGGGGUUCACCAACCAGGAAGUCCUAGAGGUAAUGAAGGGCACGGGCGAAACCAUACACCUCUCCCUCAUCAGAAAGAUCGCCUCGCCCAUGAGGACGUCUGUGGAGAAAUCCCUGGAUAAAGUCCAGAGAGAGUCAUCCCGCGUAUCUCUGAAGAGAUCGUCUGAGAUCAAGGCACGGGCGGACAUUCAGAGGAGCUCUGUGAUGGAGUCGGAUCCUGCUCUGAGUGGGAUCAAACAACAGCUGCAGGGGCAAAUCCAAGAGCCGGCCAUGCUGACGGAGACGGAGCUCCGCGCUAAAUGGGAGCAGGCCCUCGGCCCGCUUUACGACGUUAUGGUUGUGGAGCUGGACCCUGUCAUAGAAGAUGAUGUUGAGCUACAGAAGUAUUCCAAGCUUCUCCCGAUACACACAAUGCGCUUGGGCGUGGAACUAGACUCUUUCGAUGGGCACCAUUACAUCUCUACAGUGGCUCCUGAAGGCCCAGUAGCAAAACACGGGCUGCUUCGACCAGAGGACGAACUUCUGGAGGUGAAUUGCGUACAGUUGUAUGGGAAGUCCAGACGGGAAGCUGUUGCGUUCCUCAGAGAGGUUCCGCCUCCAUUUACCUUGGUCUGCUGCAGACGCCUCGCUGAGGAGGGCAGCGAAUACCAGCCUGAAUCUGAAGAGUGGCGGUCCGCCAGCCCCUCAGCCAGCCUUCAGGAACAGAUUGAGAAUAACCUCUCCAUGCUGGCUAAAGACACAAGUCUACGAGAUAGUUUAAGAGAGCAGCUCAAGACCCGUCAGGCACCUUCAGUUCAGCAGGACUAUGACAAUGAAGGAAACUCGUUUGAGCCGAGCGGCCCGGGGGGAGAAGAGCCGGAGGAGGAGAAUGAUGAAGAUGAGCUUGCUCUCUGGUCUUCAGAGGUGAAGGUGCUUGAAUUGGAGAAGGGAGAAAGGGGUCUCGGCUUCAGCAUACUGGACUAUCAGGACCCUCUCGAUGUUACUCGCUCCGUGAUCAUCAUUCGCUCUCUGUUGCCUGGGGGCGUGGCAGAUAAUCAUGGCGGUCUCCUCCCUGGAGACCAACUGGUGUUUGUCAAUGACGUUCAUCUGGACGCUUGCUCUCUAGCCCAGGCCGUCGAGGUCCUCAAAUCCGCUCCACCUGGGAAGGUCAAGCUUGGAAUUAGGAAACCACUGGUGCCAGAGGAGAACAGCAAUGUGCAGCAGUCCCCUUGGCCUGUAGAGGGUACUGAAGAGCAGCUGGAGGCAAAGGAGACCAUCAGUCACACUCACAUAGCUAUGCCAGAGGACUUUGGAAACAGCUCCGUUUUAUCAGACGAUCUGGAUGAGGAACCCGAGUUAAUCUUAGAUGCAGAGCCCCGCUACGCCUCCCCCCUCACCACCAUCCUGCCCGGCCUGGAGAGAGAGAUGGCCGUAGAUGAUGAUGAGGACGAGCUGGAGGGGAUGGAGAUGAGGACCGAUCAAGAGAGCUUCAAGGUCAGAGAUGAGAGUUUGCCUUCUUACCUCAGCAAGAAGAAGCACUCCUGGGAAGAACCUGCGAUACUGAACCCCUAUCAGUCUGAUUUGCAACAACAGGCACAGUUCACAGAAGAGGAGGAAGAUCUCAGUGCGAGCAUCGAUCGCAUUCAGCUCCAUCAAAAGCCCCCCAGUCAGUCUGUCUCGUGGCUGGAGAGAGCAGACAGUGGGGCUGAAUCGGACUCCAGAACUUCGGAACUCACGUUGACCGACACGGACACAGAGACUGUACAGCUGACUUCCUCUACAAACAGGAAGAGAAGAAGCCAGGGAGCUGGUGUUCCACCAGUCAGAGGAAGCCAAAGCGAUCUUCCAGAGAGGGAGGAAGGAGAAGGUGAAGAGACGCCUGUUUUCAGUCACUGGGGUCCACCACGCAGAGUGGAGGUUUGGUUAGAACCGCAGCAGUCUUUGGGCAUCAGCAUAGUGGGCGGCCGCACUGUUAUAAAGAGACUGAAGAACGGAGAAGAACUAAAGGGCAUUUUCAUCAAACAGGUGCUGCCCGACAGCCCAGCUGGAGCCACAGGUGCCCUUAAAACAGGAGACAAGAUCUUACAGGUGUCUGUGGUGGACUUACAGAACGCCAACCAUGAGGAGGCAGUACAGGCUAUCAAAACAGCCUCCAAUCCGGUAGUCUUCGUUGUGCAGAGUCUUUCCUCCACUCCACGGCCUGUUUCUGUGACGGCCUCCAGCAUUAGACAGCAUAACGCUAAAAGGAAAGCCGCCCAGCAGAAAGCAGGUCAGGCCAGCGGCCCUCCACCCAUGCGCCUCCCCCCACCCUACAGACCUCCCAGCCAAAUGCAGGAAGAGGAGGAGCGGCAGGAGGAAGAGGAGAAUGAGGAGCAGUCGAGAGAAGUGAUCAGGCAGAGGUACGCAGAACUACCAGGUGAGCUGCUGAUCGUGGAGCUGGAGAAAGAUCGCAACGGUUUGGGACUCAGCCUGGCCGGAAACAGGGAUCGGUCAUGCAUGAGCAUUUUCGUGGUGGGGAUCCCAGCCGGGGGUCCGGCCGGACGGGACGGACGCAUCAGAGUGGGCGACGAGCUGUUGGAGAUAAACAACCAGGUGCUGUACGGCAGAAGCCACCAGAAUGCGUCGGCCAUAAUAAAAAGCGCAGCGACAAAGGUGAAACUCGUGCUGGUCAGAAAUGAAGAUGCUCUCAGUCGAAUGGCUGUCCCGCCCUUCCCCACCCAGCCGUCCUCUCUGUACCCCGAGACGCAUCUCAAUACAUCAGCCGUCACGCCUCCGGCAGAGAAGCCCCCUUCUCCUCUUCCCGAGAGUCUUCCUGUUAGCCCACCUGAGCCGACGCAAAUCAAAGAGCAGCCCAGCAUGGUUUCCACCAAAAGCGUAACGCCUAGAGAUCAGACGAACCUUAAAGAGGUAGAGACUGUCGUGAAGAAGCUCAAGCCUACAGAGAAAGUGUUGGAGUCCACCAGCGAACAGUCACCCAGACCUCAUGUGGAACAGGUCACCAGUCUUCCAAAAUGCCAGAGGAACCCCUCCAAGCCCACGGCAGGUUCUCUGGAGGUCGUGACCUCAGGAUCAUCCGUUCCGUCCAGCGGCACCAGUCCAGACUUUGAGUACUGCAGCAAAGAUCCUGCUACAUGUCCUAUCGUUCCAGGACAGGAGACUGUUAUUGAGAUCUCGAAAGGCCGAUCCGGACUGGGUCUCAGUAUAGUCGGGGGGAAAGAUACGCAGUUGGAUGCCAUAGUGAUUCAUGAAGUAUAUGAAGAGGGGGCAGCGGCACGGGACGGUCGACUUUGGGCAGGAGAUCAGAUACUAGUGGUCAAUGGAGUGGACCUGUGCAGCGUCGCUCACGAAGACGCAAUAGCUGCUUUACGGCAAACACCAUCAAAAGUACAACUGACAGUCCUGCGAGACGAGGCGCAAUAUAGGGACGAGGAGAACCUUGACGUGUUUCAAGUGGAACUGCAGAAGAGAACCGGGCGAGGGCUGGGUCUCAGCAUCGUCGGUAAGAGAAACGGUAAGGGCGUCUUUAUCUCGGACGUGGUGAAGGGCGGAGCAGCCGAUCUGGACGGCAGACUGAUGCAGGGUGAUCAGAUCCUGGCCGUGGAUGGAGAGGACAUGAAACAGGCGUCACAGGAGACCGUCGCAGCCAUCCUCAAGUGCGCCAGGGGAAAAGUGCUGCUGGAACUGGGCCGGUUGAAGGCUGCCUCCUGGAUCUCGUCCAGACGCACCUCUCAGGGAAGUCAGAUGAGUCACGUCAGCGGCAACAGCAGCACGCCCAUCCCCACGGUAUCUACAGUGGCCCCGCCUCCUGCUGUAGCCCCGCCUCCUCAAACUCUCAACAACAACAACAGCCAAGCUAUCACUGAACCCAACAGCGAAAGUACAGAGCCAGUCCUUCGUACAGUUGAGAUCACACGGGGUCCCACGGAUGCUCUGGGUAUCAGUAUAGCGGGUGGAAAGGGCAGUCCGCUGGGCGACAUUCCCAUCUUCAUCGCUAUGAUCCAGGCUAACGGCGUGGCUGCUAGGACACAUCGCCUUAAAGUUGGCGACAGGAUUGUAAGCAUUAAUUCACAGUCUCUGGACGGCUUGACUCACGGAGAUGUCGUAAAUAUGUUGAAGAAUGCUUACGGCACUAUUGUCCUCCAGGUUAUCGCUGACACCAACAUCAGUGCUAUAGCCAGCCAGGUGGAGAAUCUGUCCACUGGCUCCGCCCCCAGCACAAACCUAGAGGUCCGGCCAGUGGAGCCAGAGGCGCCCAAGCCGAACAUCAUCACACUGGAAAAAGGCUCAGAGGGGUUGGGCUUCAGUAUCGUGGGGGGUUUCGGGAGUCCACAUGGAGAUCUUCCUAUCUAUGUCAAAACAGUCUUCGGCAAGGGGGCAGCAGCAGUGGACGGCCGUCUGAAGCGAGGAGACCAGAUCCUGACGGUUAACGGAGAGAGUCUAGAAGGAGUCACACAUGAGCAAGCCGUGGCCAUACUGAAGAAACAGCAAGGAACCGUCAUGCUAUCUGUGCUGUCCUAACACGCACACACACACUGAGAGCUCCAUCUACUGAAACACACACAUACACAUUCCAUCCACGUCUUAAAGAGACUCUUUCCCCUCACACAUCAGCGACAGCCUUCAUCUGGUCACUUUAAUUUGUGAUACGGUCUGACCGAUAGUGGCACCUUUGUAGCCUUUAAGCUCCGCCCCUUCUACGCCACCUCCUGGGAUUUUAGAUCAAAAAUGCUCAAAGGGAAAUCACAUUGUGUCUAAGCAAUGUUGUGUCAUCUUCGGUUGACAUCGUGCGCUGGUGGAUUGUGUGGAAAUAUUAAAGAUGAAUGUUAUGAAAUGAGUUAAAUUGAAGGUAGCAGAAAAACACACAUUUCAUUUGUAAUGAUCAUUUCAGUCCAAUAGGACAACACCUUGUGUGGUCCUUCUAAUUUCUCGAUUAAAUAAGAUAAACACA